Messenger RNA from Oncorhynchus masou masou (cherry salmon), 2694 nucleotides. Its product is annotated as sterile alpha motif domain-containing protein 10-like. Gene Ontology annotation, cellular component: cytoplasmic side of plasma membrane. The coding region runs from base 49 to 570 and encodes 173 amino acids. Gene Ontology annotation, molecular function: protein binding. NCBI's taxonomy places the organism in Eukaryota, Metazoa, Chordata, Actinopteri, Salmoniformes, Salmonidae. The transcript has 5 exons. The record is from RefSeq and is a predicted model, not a curated record. Gene Ontology annotation, biological process: cell surface receptor protein tyrosine kinase signaling pathway.
GAGACAAUUACUGAGGCAACCACGGAGAGAUACACACUGAGACCGACUAUGGCUGUGGACGCAGCGUCCAGCUUCAGUUUCUGCCGUGCGUCCCUGGAGCACACAGUGUCUGUAGAGGAGCUCAGCUACCAGCUGCCUCGUCGGCCAGGGGCCAGUCUGACCUGGCACGAUGGGAGGGGGCAGAAGAACACACACACCGUCAAACUACUGCAGCAGCCUGGCACAGAGGGCAUACAGCUGCGUCCAGGCGAAGCCUUCACUGUGUACCACACCAGCCCUACUCUGUCCAGUCUGUCCAAACCAGUGGUUCUGUGGACCCAACAGGAUGUCUGCAAGUGGCUGAAGAAACACUGUCCACACAACUACCUGACCUACGUAGAAGCCUUCUCCCACCAUGCUAUCACAGGUCGUGCAUUGCUGAGGUUGAACGGGGAAAAGUUGGAGAGGAUGGGCAUUGUCCAAGAAACAUUGAGACAGGAGGUUCUACAGCAGGUCCUUCAGCUACAAGUCAGAGAGGAGGUCCGCAACCUGCAGUUGCUCAGCAGAGCCUCCUUUGGAAACAUCUCUUAGCUCAUCCCUCCGUCCGUUUGGCAGCCCUCACUCUCCUCUGCUAUUUCCAGUAGCCAUGGAAGGACCUGCUCACUCCAGAUAUGUGAACGCAGAAUAGGGCUGUGAGAGGAGGGAAGAAAGGAGGGGAGAGAGGACAGAAAAGGAGAGAGAAGAGGAGCCUUUAGACUACAUGCCAAACACACUGAAGGAGGUUUCCCAUUCAACAAGGCCAAACUGGUUUAAAUGAUGAGAGAGAGAGAGAGAGAGAGAGAGAGAGAGAGAGAGAGAGAGGGAGAGAUAGAGAGAGACAGAGAGAGACAGAGAGAGAGAGAGAGAGGGAGGUGCUGAAUACAAGGGCACACACUGUAACAUAGAUAAUAAGAUGUUUGAAAGGAUAUUGACAAUGUAGACAAAUUAGAUCUUAACUACAACAUAUUCCCCCCUUUUUGGUUUAUUGUUUUGUUUUGGGGUGUAGAGAGGAGUAUUGUUACUGAUCAAUAACUGUAGUUCAUUAUGGUGGGUGCAUUACUCCAAGGUUGGUGGAAGGCAAAUGCAGCAAACUACUGAAUGUCAAUGUCUCUGUAUCAUACUCACAUCACAACCCGACUGUUCACAAUGUUUCUUUUCCUCUCAGGAUUUUCAUUUUGGAAUAUGUAUUUAUAGUUUUGAUAGAUCUAAUUAAUACAGUAUACAGUAUAUAUACUAUUGCCUUCAUUAGCACCCUCUCCCCAUAGCACAUUCUCUUCCUUUAAUCUAUUUUAUAAAGCCUUGUCUUCACAAUGUACAGAAUGUCAACCCCCAAAUCAUGUCUUUGUACUGUAAAUGAACCAUGUCUAUGACAAACAUAUACAGUACCAGUCAAAAGUUGGGACACACCGACUCAUUCAAGGGUUUUUCUUUAUUUUUACUAUGUUUACAUUGUAGAAUAUUGGUGAAGACAUCAAAACUAUGAAAUGACACAUGGAAAAAUGUAGAAACCAACAAAGUGUUAAACAAAUCUAAAUAUAUUUUCUAAUUUGGAUUCUUGAAAGUAGCCACCCUUUUCCUUAAUGACAGCUUUAAACACUCUUGGCAUUCUUUCAACCAGCUUCAUGACGAAUGCUUUUCCAACAGUCUUGAAGGAGUUCUCACAUAUGCUGAGCACCUGUUGGCUGUUUUCCUGUCACUCUGCAGUCCAACUCAUUCCAAAUCAUCUCAAUUGGGUCGAGGUCGGGUGAUUGUGGCGGCCAGGUCAUCUGAUACAGCACUCCAUCACCCUCCUUCUUGGUCAAAUAGCCCUUACACAGCCUGGAGGUGUGUUGGGUAUUGUCCUGUUGAAAACAAAUUAUAAUCCCACUAAGUGCAAACCAGAUGGGAUGGUAUAUCUCUGCAGAAUGCUGUGGUAGCCAUGCUGGUUAAGUGUGCCUUGAAUUCAAAAUAAAUCACAGACAAGGUCACCAGCAAAGCACCAUCACACCAUCACACCUCCUCCUCCAUACUUCACGGUGGGAACCACACAUGCAGAGAUCCUCCGUUCACCUACUCUGCGUCUCACAAAGACACAGUGGUUAUUUGGGCUGUAAGCUGAGGUGCAGUUAACUCUAAUGAACUUAUCCUCUGCAGCAGAGGUAACUCUGGGUCUUCCUUUCCUGUGGCGGUCCUCAUGAGAGCCAGUUUCAUCAUAGCGCUUGAUGGUUUUUGCGACUGCACUUGAAGAAACUUUAAAAGUUAUUGAAAUGUUCUGGACUAACGGACCGUCAAGUCUUAAAGUAAUGAUGGACUGUCUCUUCUCUUUGCUUAUUUGAGCUGUUCUUGCCAUAAUAUGGACUUGAUCUUUUACCGAAUAGGGCCAUCUUCUGUAUACCACCCCUACCUUGUCACAACACAACUGAUUGGAUCAAACGCAUUAACGAAAGUAAUUCCACACAUUUACUUUUAACAAGGCAACCCUGUUAAUUGAAAUGCUUUCUAGGUAAAUACCUCAUGAAGCUGGUUGAGAGAAUGCCAAGAGUGUGUAAAGUUGUCAUCAAGCCAAAGGGUGGCUACUUUGAAGAAUCUCAAAUAUAAAAUAUAUUUUGAUUUGUUUAACACUUUUUUGGUUACUGCAUGAUUCAAUAUGUGUUAUUUCAUAGUUUAUGUCUUCCCUAUUAUUCUACAAUGUAGAAA